GACUUCUGUCCUGCUCACAGUGCAGCCAGCUUCCCCAGGCAAAACCCACACUGGUAUAAAAACGACAAAUCUGAAAAAUCUUCCACUUCUCUGUGACACCAUGCGGGGUCUCCUUCUCUGCUGCCUUGUGGCUCUGGCCACGAGUCAAAUUGUCCAUUAUGAACUCAACCUGAACCCCAAGAAAACCUAUGAGUACAAGUAUGAGGGAAUGGUGAACUUUGGACUGGGCAUGCCAAACCUCGCAGAGUCUGGCGUGAGAAUGACUUGCAGGGUCAAAAUCGUUGGUGCGUCUGCACAGACAUUCAUCCUUCAGGUUUCAGAUUUGGCCUUUGAGGAGUUCAAUGGCUUUCCGGGGAAAAACGGCUUUAAUGCCUCCCCGAAGCUCACCCAGCGUAUUGCCGCCCAGCUUGUCAAACCCUUCAUGUUUGGCUACGUCAGUGGACACAUUAGUGACAUCCGCGCCCCUGCAGACAUUUCUGACACUGUUGUCAACAUUGUGAGAGGGAUCCUGGAUUUCUUCCAAGUCACUGUCAAGACCACACUUAGGAUCUAUGAGCUUGAAGAGAUUGGCAUCCAUGGCAAGUGUCAGAGUACCUAUGCAACAGAGGAAAACAUCGAAACAAAGGAAAUGACCAUCACUCAGGUUAUAGAUAUCAACGGCUGCAGGGAGAAAGCAGCGAUGUACAGGGGGAUGGCAACCGCUGUGCUCGAUAAUGUCUCCAGACAGAGAGGGGAAUCUAUCAUUUCAACAGUGAGAUAUGUUUACACAGUCAAACCAACAGCAGAGGGAGGCCUCAUUACCAGGGCUCAUGGCCUGGAGCGACAACACUUCAGUCCCUUCAAUGUGAAGGGCGGCAGUUUCAAGAUGGAAGCGAUGAAGGAAAUGGUGCUGCUCAGCGUGAGUGACACAGCGAGAGCCGUCACGUUCGGGCCGAUGGAAAGCAAGGGCAACCUUGUUUACAAGUUUGUCAAUGCAGAAGCUAAUGUCCCAAUUAUGAUGCAGAACCUGGAUGACCCAGUACCAAAGGCUAUUGAGCUGAUCAAACACCUGGCUGAAGCCAAUAAAUACCAGAUUGACAGUGCAACUACUGAGGAUACUAUAAAGCUGUAUCAGCUUCUCAGAGUGGUGCCUUAUGAAGGACUGGAAGCUAUGUGGAAGCAAUUUGCAGGAAAUGAAGAGUACAGACGUUGGUUUUUAGACAUGAUUGUUGAGGUCAACGAUGCCAGGAUCCUGAAAUUCCUGGAAAUGAGGUUCCAGGCUGCUGAUGUGUCUGAGACAGAAGCUCUGGAAACUCUUUUGCUAUCCUUUGACCAUCUCCAGGCUAUUCCCGAGCUGGUUGAGAUGGCUAAAAUGUUCCUGAACAUGCCCUUCAGUAAAUCCAACACCUAUCUGUGGCACACUGUGGUUCUUUCCUAUGGCUCUCUGGUGUACAAGCUCUGUGCCUAUUACACACCUUGUCCAGUAAAUGCUGUUCAGCCACUGCUGGACAUGGCCUUGGAAAGUCUGAGGAAUGGCAACGAAGCAGACAUGGUCAUCACUCUGAAAGCUCUGGGGAACGCAGGUCAUCCAGGCAGCAUUAAAACCAUCAUGCGGUUCCUCCCGGGUGUUGCUGCCACUCCUGUAGAUUUGCCACCUCGUGUGCUGAGUGCUGCUGUGCAGUCUAUGAGACUAAUAGCUGCCAGAGACCCUCACAGUGUCCAAGAAAUUACCUUGAGUCUGUUCCUGCAAAAGAACCUCCCUCCCGAGAUACGCAUGCUGGCUUUCAUGAUCCUGUUUGACACAAAGCCAUCAUUGGCUUUGGUAUCCACAGUGACUGCACAUUUACAAGAGGAAAAAGACCUCCAUGUUGUUAGUUUUGCAUAUGCCUACUUGAGAAGCCUUGCCAGAUCCAACACACCAGAAAAUUACUUCCUCUCAACUGCCUGCAAUGUAGCUGUGAAAAUCCUGGCCCCUAAGUUUGGUCAUCUCAGCUAUCGCUACAGCAAAGCAAUGCGCAUGGACUGGUUCAAUGAUGAUUUCCUAAUUGGAACAGCCACAGAAUUCUUCAUGCUAAGAAGUGCCACAAAUGUCUUUCCCACUGAAAUUAUGAUGAAAGGAAAAUUUUUUAUCAUUGGUAGAAUUCUACAGCUGCUGGAGUUGGGUAUCCGUGCUGAAGGAAUUAAGGAUCUGUUUGGCUCCAGCAUUCCUGGUUUUAAAGGGGAUCUUAGUUUUAGUGACUUUCAGGCUGUGUUCGAUGUGCUUCAAAACUGGGAAAAUCUGCCCGCCAACAAGCCCGCCUUCUCUGCCUAUGCACGUGCCUCUGGACAAGAGUGGUUCUUUGCUGAUAUUAACAAAGAGUUCAUUCGGAGCAUCAUCAGGGCCGUCAGUCCCUCUGCAGGGAAAGAAAGCCCUCUGUGGGCCGUGAUUGAAAAUUUACAGAGAGGAGUAUCAUGGCAUAGGACAAAGCCUUUCUUAAUCUUUGAGGCUCGCUUCUUCCAAGCUACCACCCUGGGUUUCCCGCUGGAGAUUAGCAAAUAUUAUGAAACCAUCAAUGGGAUCACUGUUAACGCCAAAGCUGCAGUAAAUCCACCAAUGACUGAACGUCUUGGAGAACUGUUGACUUCUGAAAUUUCAGUGGAGUCUGAUGGUUUUAUUGGUUUCACAAAGGAUUUCUGGGUUUUCUAUGGGGUAAACACAGAGUUGUUCCAGUGUGGUUCUGAGUUUAAGAGCAAAGUACCUCUCGCUAUCCCAUGGAAGUUUGCAGCCAAGAUCAAUGUCAGAGAAAAGAAGUUUGAACUCGACUUCCCUCCAUGCAAAAAAGAGUUUGAACUCUUUUCAAUAAGCUCCAAUGUGUACGCAGUCACCAGGAACAGUGCAGAGCCAGCUUUGGCUAAGAUGACUCCAAUAAUACCCAGCGCUAUUGACUCCAAUGAUGAAGUUGUCCACAGGGAUCCUGCAGUUGUGAGGCCUGACUCAGAUCAGCUCCUGACACCAAACUCCUGGCAUCCAAGAGGCAGAAUGUGUGCUGCGAGUGACAUUUAUGGAGCUGGUUUCUGUGUGGAAUCUGAAUUAAAGAGAGAGUAUUAUCACGAGGAAUAUCCCCUGUACUAUUUCCUGGGAUACACAUACAUGGCAUUCAAAGUAGUCCCAGUCCAGGCAAUCAAAGCUGUUGACAAAAUCCACUUUGAGGUUAAUGCCGGCCCGAGCAGACAUCCAAUGAGCACACGGCAACUGCUUGACACUUUAAGGAGGAUUUCCAAGGAAAUGACCCAGGGCGUACAUCUGUCCCAUGAUUCAUCCUCAAGCGUCAGAGGAUCUCAUAGCAGCCAUCAUGGCAUCGUAAUGGAAGGAUGGGACUCAACACCCGAAGCUGUGUUCAAUAUCAAAGCCUUUGCCAUGAGUGGCAACCAGAAGCCUGAGGGUUACGAUGCAGCCAUCUACUACACGCCUGAGGCAAACAUUCAGAAUGCCCAACUGAUUGUGUCUCAGGUUGGAGAAGACACCAACUGGAAGAUGUGCAUCGACACCAUUGUGAAUGCGCAUAUUGAGGCAAAGACACACAUUAGAUGGGGAGCUGAAUGUCAGUCCUAUGAAAUGUCACUGAAGGCUGCAAAUGCACAUCUGCCUGGUUCCAAGCCAACACUCAAGGCCAAAAUACACUGGACCAGGAUCCCUGAAGCCAUGGCAGAAAUGGGCAAAAGAUUUGAAAGCUACAUCCCAGGUGUGGCUUUCCUUCUCGGUUUCUCCCAGCAACAUGAGAGAAAUGCCAUGCAGGAGGUUUCUGCAUCAGUUGUUGCAGCCUCAGCAGACAGCAUCGAUGUGAAGAUUAAAUUCCCAGAGUAUACAGUCUACCGUCAGGCUAUUCCAGUCCCACUCCCACCUGCCAGUUUUGUGGAGUUUCAGCACAACAUCAGAAACACAACAACAGACAGCUUUGGACGUGCAUGAAAACAUAAACACAACAAAGCCCAGAUGGGAGCCAGAUGUCUCUUUUCAGAGUGGUAAUGCUGCAACCAAAAUCUCACCACCGUGAUGAAAGCGAAAAUCAUAAAAGAUGCAUCAGUAAUCCGUCAGAUGUCACCAGUUUGGAAAUAACCUGUAAAGGUCCUGAUUUAUUCAUCUGAAAGCAUGUUAAUAUUUGAACUGCCUCGUUUGACAAAACAUUGUGUAAGUUCAUGCUUUUGUUCCAAAAUAUUGUAUCUUCAUAAUGCUGGAUUUACCAAAAAGUGUUUCAGCAAGUUUUGUUUUCUUGUUCCGAUUCUGUCAGUAUAAAUCCUUUGUUCAUCAGA
Messenger RNA from Scatophagus argus, 4269 nucleotides. RefSeq names its product vitellogenin 3, phosvitinless (gene vtg3). Gene Ontology annotation, biological process: lipid transport. The record is from RefSeq and is a predicted model, not a curated record. The transcript has 28 exons. Gene Ontology annotation, molecular function: lipid carrier activity. The coding region runs from base 101 to 3928 and encodes 1275 amino acids. Lineage: Eukaryota; Metazoa; Chordata; Actinopteri; Scatophagidae.